This is a messenger RNA of Cucumis sativus (cucumber), 1188 nucleotides long. RefSeq names its product trihelix transcription factor GT-3b. Lineage: Eukaryota; Viridiplantae; Streptophyta; Magnoliopsida; Cucurbitales; Cucurbitaceae. The record is from RefSeq and is a predicted model, not a curated record. Bases 82 to 1005 code for a protein of 307 amino acids. The transcript has 2 exons.
UUCUCACGACAAUCCCUUUCUUUUUCUUUUUUUUUUUUUCUUUUGAGGUAUCUAUAUAAUUUUCUCGAGUUUUUGUUAGUCAUGGAAGGCCAUCAUCAUCCUCAUCCUCAUCCCCAUCCCCAUCCCCAUCCGCAUCCCCUUCUUCAUCUCCAUCAACAGCAACAGAUUCAACAUCCGCCUCCUCCGCCACCGCAUCUCCACCAGAGCCUCGCCGUCGAUCAAGCUACCACCGCCACAGCCAUCGCCGAUAGAUUUCCUCAAUGGAGUAUUCAAGAAACAAAGGAGUUUUUGAUGAUCAGAGCGGAGUUGGAUCAAACCUUCAUGGAAACAAAACGAAACAAACUCUUGUGGGAAAUUACUGCCUCGAAAAUGAAGGAAAAGGGUUUUAAUCGCAGCGCUGAACAGUGUAAAUGUAAAUGGAAAAACCUCGUUACUCGUUACAAGGGUUGUGAAACAAUGGAGCCAGAAAUUUCAAGGCAGCAAUUUCCAUUCUACACAGAAUUACAAGCAAUAUUUGGAGCAAGAAGGGAAAGGUUAUUAUGGGCGGAGGCGGAGAGCGGCGGGAGCGGGUUAAAGAAGAAAAUGAUGGUAUUAUCGUCCGAUGACGAGGAUGAGAACGACGAUAGCGAUGGCGAUGGAGGUGAGACAAAAGUUAGCGGUAGGAAGAGGAAAAAGGUUAAAGGAACGACGAUGGGCGGGGCAGAGGGGAGCGGAAAGAGUAGUAUGAAUGAAUUAAAAGAAAUAUUGGAAGAUUUUAUGAAUCAACAAAUGCAAAUGGAAGUGCAGUGGAGAGAAGCAUUUGAGGCAAGAGAAAAAGAGAGACAAAUGAAAGAAAUGGAAUGGAGAAGAAAUAUGGAAGCUUUAGAACAUGAAAGGAUAAUGUUGGAAAGAAGAUGGAGAGAAAGAGAAGAACAAAGAAGAAUGAGAGAAGAAGUUAGGGCUGAGAAAAGAGAUGCCUUAAUCACAGCUUUGUUAAACAAGCUUAGAAGAGAUGAUCAUAUUUAAAUUAUUAGUAUUAAUAUUAAUUUUACUUCUCUCUCUUUCUUUCUCUUUUUAAAUCUUAUUCUUUUAUGCUUCUUCAAGAGAGCAGCUUUGGUUUUGGCCUCUCUAACCUAUUCUCAUAGUUUCAUAUAUUUUCAUAGUUCUUUUAUGAAAGUUUUUAUUGAUUUUAUUUCUAGCCCUCACCAA